GAAAAUAACCAACUUUAAAUGUUGAUGAAAACUUCUAAAACAUGGAGCAGGCAACAUACUGACAAACAAUGGGUUUGAAGUCGGACCUGCAUUUCCUGCAAAUGCAACUGAUGGAGUUUUGCUGGAUGAAGAACCAGACGAGCAAGAAUCACCUCUCCAGCGAUGGGCUAUCAUGGGUACGGUCAAGUACAUAGAUUCAAAACAUUAUCACGUUCCAGUAGGAAAAGCAGCUAUUGAGUUGGUGUCUGGAGCUCCUUCAGGAAUCCUGGCAAACACAAUUCUGACAAAGGAUUCAACAUACAAGUUACAGUUCACAAUUGGAGAUGCUAAUAACUCAUGUAUUGGAGAUUUCAUAGUGUAUGCUCAAGCUGGACCUGUUAUACAGAACUUUUCAGUGCAGAGUAGUGGCAAAGGAUUCACAGAAAGAUUUUCUAUGCAGUUUGGGGCAUUUUCAAGCCUGACUCCUAUCAGUUUCUCAAGCUUUAAUCAGAGCAGGACAAGUGAAAACUUCUCAUGCGGACCUGUGAUAGACAAUAUUGUCCUUGAUUUCAUCCAGGCAUCGAGUCAAAUUCGGCAGCCCAGUCUUGCAGUUUCGAGCCUGGUUUUCAGUUUGUUGUUAUUCAUAUUUGCAUAGAGCUUUACAAAAGUUGUAAUUGUAUUAUUCAUUAUGUGUGACAGUGCAAAUAAUUAUAUGUAUGCAAAGGACUUGAUACACAAGUUUAUCCAAAUGAAUAUUGAUGAGAAAUAGGAUACCUUACAGCAUUCUGACAUAAUAUUGCCACAAGCUCACAGAAACAAUGUUUCAGUUUAGUUUCAUCUACAUAUGAGGUAUAAACACGGAAAUAAUGAAAUAGAAUCUUAAAGAAAAGAACCCAAUGAAG
Molecule: messenger RNA, 881 nt
Organism: Impatiens glandulifera
Lineage: Eukaryota; Viridiplantae; Streptophyta; Magnoliopsida; Ericales; Balsaminaceae
Exons: 1
Coding region: 173-634 (153 amino acids)
Source: RefSeq, a predicted model, not a curated record